Messenger RNA from Postia placenta MAD-698-R-SB12, 1653 nucleotides. RefSeq lists its product as hypothetical. Bases 1 to 1653 code for a protein of 550 amino acids. Lineage: Eukaryota; Fungi; Basidiomycota; Agaricomycetes; Polyporales; Adustoporiaceae. The transcript is spliced from 5 exons. The record is from RefSeq and is a predicted model, not a curated record.
AUGUUAAUGAAGAAGGGUGGGAUUGUAGAGUCAGAUGUCUUUGCAGGUGCAACAAAAACCCAGCCAAUUGUUCUUGAUCAAGCAGAAGGUUUGAGCAAGAAGCAAAAGAUCACUCUUGGCAAAAGUGUACUGAUGAAGCAGAAUGGAACUCUCAAGAUGUUUGCAAACUGGUAUAUUUUGAUGGUGAGAAUCCUUCCCGCAGAGGAAGCUCAUGUUGGGAGCAUGGACCAGCACUGUUUGGAGGAAAAGCAUGACCUCAUAUACCUCAUGGACGGCUGGGAGGAUGCGCUCAAGCAGAGUGUGUAUGGGUACCUGAUUGCACAGCUUGGUGAACACCCCAUUGUGCUCUGUUUUGAAGAUAUGUCGGGAGAGCAUGCAACUGCGCCCCUUGCAUGUUUUAUGCAUGGCAUCAACACAAUCAUGGGCAAAAUUAUGGUGCAUCCACUGAUCAAAGCUGUUAUCACAAAGAACACCUGCAUUGUCACGUUCUUCAAUGCAUCUGUCACGAGUUGGUACGGCGGAACGAACUCUUCAGUAUCUGCACUUCAGUGGGCGGUACUUGUCCUCACGGACGCGUGGAUUAGUCUAACACGGCCUUUCGUAGCACGUGCACCUCCCCUUCCUCUCCCCAUCACCGUGGCUGAUGAAUUCUUCGACUGCUCUCGACUUGAGCACGCCUUCGACACCCAGGAGCAAAUCGACGUCUCCCGCGACGACCCUGAAAGCGACGGGAAUCAAGCUCCCUUUUUCAUCUGUGAUCGACAACCGUGCCCUAAUCGCACUCCACGAUCCAUCACUACUGACGAAGGGCGCUAUGUGCCCAUCCGACGAGUCCAGCACCCCUGCGGCCCGGCACUUCGAUACGCUGGCACCUCGAGAUCCACAUCUCGCCACGUCACUCCCGUCCCUUCCCGACCUGCCUCCCCAGGCACCCGCAUCCCCCAACCUGUCACCAGUACAGGUCAAGCACGAGGAGAUCCCAGUCUCCCUCGAGGAGUUGAGGCAGUCGCACAGUCUACAGCGACCCCUCAAACCAUCCCCCAGUCCUCCUUGGGGUCACGGUUGGAAAGGAACCCGAAGCCUGAGCCCAGCAACAGUCCAGCGGUUACUUGGGCCAGCUCGUCGUCAGCAAUCUCAUCCUCGACUCCAGUCCCUGUCGUACGUCACCCCGCCACCGGACUUCCUCCGUCGCCUCCACCGCCAUCGCCGCCGCGAGGCCGCUCGAGUACUCGCUCCUCUCGAAGUUCGCCCGGCGGACAGUCACAACAGCCGUCUUCGCCCGUGGGCAGUCCUCCGUCCCCCUCGUCGUCGGUAAUGUCCUCACCAGUGUCCCCCCCUGAUAAGGAUACCCUGAAACUCCUCCUCCCGCUCCGAUACGAUGGCAAAACCGUCAUCGAGUGCGACAGGUUCCUGUCGCAGCUGCGCAUCUAUUGGUUGGUCAACACGUCGUUAACAACCAUCGAGCUCAAGGUGCAGGUUGCACUAAGCCUGCUCGACGGUGAUGCCCGCACUUGGGCCACGCCCUACUUCGCCCAGCUCGUAUCAGUGCAACUCAGUGUGCAGGGAGUAACGACCCCCUUCGCCAAUGAGGCGGCCUUUGCCACGGCCUUCAAAGCCUGCUUCGGCAACCUCGAUGAUGAGGCAGCGGCCUAG